AUGACUUCGCAUUUCACCCAGUCGACUACGUAUGGUCUGACGAACUGCAUGGUAGGCGAGAAAAUCAAGCCCCGUUAUAUGGCCACCGGGGUAGAAGAGCAAACCGGAAGGGAAGAGACCGGGGCGAAGUUGACAAACUUUGCCAAACAUUUUGUCUGCUCGAUGAUCGCCCACACCAUUGGCAUCCGAUUGCUUUAUCCGGGGAUGAUUUCGUUGAUUCAGAAGAAUUUGUUGUCCACCCUGAACGAAGGUCGCAUUAAUUUGUUGACCACUUUCAGUGCCAAGCGAUUGAAUCAGUGCCAUAUAAAACAUUUAUAUAUUAUAGCGAAUUACGUAGAUGCGGUUUUUGUGGACAGGAGAAACGGCAGCAGUUUUUCGAACGGCAACGUGCUUGUUGUGACAUGCGAAGGGAACGCAGGCUUUUACGAAAUCGGCUGUCCAAAGCCGCCUUUGGCAGCUGGCUACUCAGUGCUCGGUUGGAACCAUCCCGGUUUCGGGGGCAGUUCUGGUCUUCCCUGGCCUAAGCACGAAUUCGAGUCUAUAGACGUCGUGCUACAGUUCGCGCUGUCCCAAGGUAUGACUUUAGGUGGUUGUUGUAAUUUGAAACACUCCUUUUCAGGGUUCUUGGAAGAGCAGAUUGUCAUUUACGCAUGGUCAAUCGGUGGCUUUGUGGCAUCGUGGGCUGGAGUUAACUACCCAAAUAUUAAGGCUAUCAUUCUAGAUGCACCCUUUGACGAUUUGCUACCCCUCGCAUUGAAAACUUUGCCGGAAUCUUGCUCUGAUUUGGUGGAGUACACAGUCAGGAACUUCAUGAAUUUGCAUACAGCCGCCUUGAUUAAAGACUACAAUGGCCGGCUUGGGAUUAUCCGUCGAAGCAAGGAUGAAAUUCUAAGUUCUCCGGAUGAUCUGCUAGGCGCUAAUCGAUGCAAUUCUUUGAUUAACACCGUGUUAUCCACAAGCGAUGAUGGUUGGAGUGUGCGUAUUGAUAAAAUGGAAGUCAGCCAGUGCCGCGAAAUGUUAGCGUCCUAUGUGCAAAAGCAUGGAACACAGUUUCCAAUGUACGUCGGCAAAGAAGAGGAUACUGCCGUACGUCGGCGUCUCUCCUUUUAUCUUUUGCAACACAUGGUGACCACCUUCGAUGCCCUGCACUGCACCGAGCUGCCGGCGUUUUUGUUCCGUGUUCCGCACCAUCCAUGGGAGCAGGAAUGA
Soboliphyme baturini is the source of this 1209-nucleotide messenger RNA. NCBI's taxonomy places the organism in Eukaryota, Metazoa, Nematoda, Enoplea, Dioctophymatida, Soboliphymatidae. The record is from the annotation of a GenBank genome assembly.